AUGGCAGCUGCCAGUAGUGAGGUGCAGCAUCCUGUGGAUCCUGGAAUCUCCAAGCUGCAGUUUGCUCCUUUCAGUAGCGCCUUGGAUGCAGGAUUCUGGCAUGAACUAACCCAGAAGAAACUCAAUGAGUAUCGAUUGGAUGAGACCCCCAAAGUUAUCAAAGGAUACUACUACAAUGGUGAUCCUUUGGGUUUGCCAGCUCGCUUGACAUUGGAGUUUAGUGCCUUUGAUAUGAACGCUUCGAUACCAGCACGCUGCUGUCCUGCUUUUGGCACGCUGUACAAUACCAACACUUUUGAGACAUUCAAGUCCUGUGAUAAGAAAUCACUUCUGGAAAAAGAAGCAAAUGAGAUAUGGCAAUCAAUAAAGUCUGGAGCUGCUCUUGAAAACCCCAUGCUCUUGAACAGGUUCCUGCUGCUGACAUUUGCAGAUUUAAAAAAGUAUCAUUUCUAUUAUUGGUUUUGCUACCCUGCUCUCUGCUUCCCUGAUGGAAUAUGCAUAAUUCAGAAACCAGUGUGUCUUGCAGACAGAUUCUCAUUAAAUCAGAUUCAAGCACUUCAGAAAGCAUAUGAUGAACUCUGCCAGAAAGAGGGGGUUACAGCUUUGCCUUAUUUUUUGAUCAAGUAUCAUGACAAUUCUGUUGUGAUAUCUCUGCUGAAAAAGUGGGAUGAUUUCUUCCAGGACCAAAAGGUGACUGUUGGAGUUUAUGAUCCGUGUAAUUUAUCCCACUACCCAGGAUGGCCACUGAGAAAUUUCCUGAUCCUGGCAGCCCACAAAUGGGGCAGCAUUCUCCAAUCAGUUGAAGUGCUGUGCUUCAGAGACAGGACUAUGCAAGGGGUGAGAGACAUCACACACAGCAUUAUCUUUGAAAUAAAACUUCCAGAGAGACCUCUUGGCCCAGAUUGUCCAAAAGCUGUUGGAUGGGAGAAAAACCAAAAGGGAGGCAUGGGACCAAGGAUGGUGAAUCUCAGUGAAUGCAUGGAUCCAAAAAGGUUAGCAGAAUCAUCAGUGGAUCUGAAUUUGAAGUUGAUGUGCUGGCGACUGGUGCCUACUCUUGAUCUGGAAAAAAUUGUGUCUGCCAAGUGUCUGCUGCUAGGAGCUGGUACGCUGGGCUGUAGUGUUGCAAGGACCUUGAUGGGCUGGGGAGUCAGGAAGAUUACAUUUGUGGACAACGCAAAGAUCUCCUACUCCAACCCAGUGCGACAACCACUUUAUGAGUUUGAAGACUGUCUUAGUGGGGGGAAGCCGAAGGCACUUGCAGCAGCAGACAGGCUACAAAAAAUCUUCCCAGGAGUGAGCUCAGAAGGCUAUAACAUGAGCAUCCCUAUGCCAGGUCAUCCAGUGAAUUUUUCUGAAGUAACAAUGGCACAGGCUCAGAAGGAUGUGGCUAAACUCGAGGAGCUUAUUGAUGCUCAUGAUGUUGUUUUCCUACUAAUGGACACUAGAGAGAGUCGAUGGCUUCCUGCUGUCAUUGCAGCCAGCAAGAGGAAGUUGGUCAUCAAUGCGGCGUUGGGAUUUGACACGUUUGUUGUUAUGAGACAUGGACUAAAGAAACCAAAACAGCAAGAAUCUGGUGAUUCAUGUGUCAGCAAUGCCUCAGGUCCCUCUGAUCUUUUGGGAUCUUCACUCUUUUCAAAUAUCCCUGGCUAUAAGCUGGGCUGCUACUUCUGCAAUGAUGUUGUGGCACCAGGGGAUUCCACUAGGGAUCGGACACUGGACCAGCAGUGCACUGUCAGUCGGCCUGGAUUAGCAAUGGUAGCUGGAGCACUUGCAGUGGAAUUAAUGGUUUCUGUCUUACAGCAUCCAGAAGGUGGUUAUGCUGUGGCCAGCAGUAGUGAUGAUAGAAUGAAUGAGCCCCCUACUUCUCUUGGACUCGUUCCUCAUCAGAUCCGUGGAUUUUUAUCAAGAUUUGAUAAUGUUCUUCCAGUCAGCCUGGCAUUUGAUAAGUGCACAGCCUGCUCAACCAAAGUGCUUGACCAGUAUGAACGAGAGGGGUUUAAUUUCCUAGCUAAAGUUUUUAAUUCUUCACAUUCCUUCUUAGAAGACUUGACAGGCCUCACGUUAUUACACCAGGAGACACAGGCUGCUGAGAAACAACUGCCACUCUUCUUCAGGGCCUGA
Molecule: messenger RNA, 2121 nt
Organism: Indicator indicator
Lineage: Eukaryota; Metazoa; Chordata; Aves; Piciformes; Indicatoridae
Gene: ATG7
Product: autophagy related 7
Exons: 18
Coding region: 1-2121 (706 amino acids)
Biological process (GO): piecemeal microautophagy of the nucleus; autophagy of mitochondrion; autophagosome assembly
Cellular component (GO): cytoplasm; phagophore assembly site
Molecular function (GO): Atg8 activating enzyme activity; Atg12 activating enzyme activity
Source: RefSeq, a predicted model, not a curated record